Epinephelus fuscoguttatus (brown-marbled grouper) is the source of this 3422-nucleotide messenger RNA. It is a transcript of the gene treh, whose product is annotated as trehalase (brush-border membrane glycoprotein). The record is from RefSeq and is a predicted model, not a curated record. Lineage: Eukaryota; Metazoa; Chordata; Actinopteri; Perciformes; Serranidae. The transcript is spliced from 15 exons. Gene Ontology annotation, molecular function: alpha,alpha-trehalase activity. Bases 57 to 1793 code for a protein of 578 amino acids. Gene Ontology annotation, biological process: trehalose catabolic process.
AGCUCUCAGACCACAGGCUUACUUGUUUCCUGUUGUCACUUAGUUCAUUGCUUAAGAUGCAUGUGUUUGUGUUAUGCAUUUCGUCAGUGGUUCUUUUUGCCUGUGUAAAUAGCGGUGUUCCACCGUCAUGUGACAGUGAAAUAUACUGCACUGGGCCCAUCUUGCAUCAGGUACAGGAAGCUAAACUGUUUGACGAUGACAAGUACUUUGUUGACAUGAAACUGAGGGAAACUCCUGAUGUUGUUUUGUCUGCGUUUUACAAUCUUUCAAAUGACUUGCCAAACACCACUGUACCGCCUGCCAAACUGCAGGAGUUCCUCAAUACUUACUUUGAGAAACCAGGGACUGAGUUUGAGUCAUGGACACCACCAGACUGGCAUGAAAAGCCAAAGUUCCUGGGAGGAAUAGCAGACCAAGAACUACGCAGCUGGGCUGAAAAGAUACACGAUCUGUGGAAGCUUCUGGGCAGAAAGAUCCACGCUGGUGUUAAAGAUCACCCAAAGCUCUACUCGCAGAUAUACACCCCACAUCCUGUUGUUGUGCCAGGAGGGCGCUUUAGGGAACUCUACUACUGGGACUCCUACUGGGUCAUCAAUGGGCUCCUGCUGUCAGAAAUGACAGCCACAGCCCGUGGGAUGAUUCAAAACUUCCUCUACCUUGUCAACAGAUAUGGCUUCAUUCCAAAUGGUGGGCGGAUUUACUAUGAAAGGCGCAGUCAGCCUCCAUUCCUCACUCUAAUGGUGGAGAGCUACUAUCAAGCAACCAAGGAUAAAGAGUUCCUCAGAGCAGCUUUGCCAGCACUGGAGCAGGAGUACCAAUUUUGGAUGCAGAACCGCUCUGUGACUUUGAAAUUAAAUGGGACAGAGCAUGUGCUGAACCGAUAUGAUGUAAAGGUGGGCUUGCCCAGGCCUGAAUCCUACACAGAUGAUCUGGAACUAGCGGAAGGACUCACCAAUGACCGUAAGGAGAAGCUGUGGAUGGAUCUGAAAGCGGGUGCAGAGUCUGGCUGGGACUUCUCAUCCCGCUGGUAUAUAAACGGUGACGGCCACAACAACGGCACCCUGGGGGAUACCAGUACCAGUCAGAUCCUGCCUACUGACCUCAAUGCUCUUCUGUGCCUCAAUGAGAAGACUCUUGCUUCAUUUCACAGGAUACUGGGUGAUGGUGACUCAGCUGCACUGUAUGACCAGGCUACAGCCCGCAGGCUGGAGGCGAUAGAGUCUGCACUGUGGGAUGCUGAGAGGGGUGCCUGGUUUGACUACAACCUAGUGACGCACACCAAACACUUUGAGUUUUACCUCUCCAACCUGGCACCUGUUUGGGCACAAUGCUAUUCUCAGCCUGAGAUGGGAGAGAAGGCAGUACAGUAUCUGAAGGGGAGUGGUGCUCUCCAAUUUCCCAAUGGAGUUCCAACAUCGCUGAGAGAGUCUGGGCAGCAGUGGGACUAUCCUAACGCAUGGCCUCCUUUACAACACAUACUCAUUGAUGGUUUAUUAAAACUGCCUUCAGAGGAUGCUCAACAAUUAGCAUUUGAUUUGGCCCAGCGCUGGAUCAGGACAAAUUGGUUGGCAUACAUGAAGUAUGAUGCCAUGUUUGAAAAGUAUGAUGUGAACGGCGAUGGCAAACCUGGUGGUGGAGGAGAAUAUGAAGUUCAGCUGGGUUUUGGCUGGACCAAUGGCGUGGCCCUGCAGCUCCUGAACCAGUAUGGGGCGACUCUCACCUCAGGAAGCGGGCGAGUGUCUUCUGGCCUCCUGCUGCCUCUAGUCGUCUCAGCCGCUAUCAUGCUCCAGUGAAACAGAGGUGACGAAAGAGCCUGACUGGAGGUUGGAUUUUAUUUUUUCUGGUUUCACUGCACUACAACACUCCCGUCCACUGGCUGACUUCAAACAAACGGAUAUUGACAUUAAAAUGAGACUAAAUUGUGCAUAUUUUAACAAGUUCUGAUUUCUUUCUAAAUUGUAUAUGAUCAGGAUCACUCUUCUUUGUAGAAGGAACAUGAUGUGAUUUAUCAUAAACUAAAAAUUCCUUUGAUGAAUAUUUUAGUAUGUAUCCUCAGAGGUAAAUGAUCUCUGAUGAUAUCAGAAGAUGCAGAUCAUGUAGGCACUUAAAUGGACUCUCUCCAGUAAUUCAAGCUGUUAGCGCUGGCUGCUGCUUGGAUCACAACAUUAACUCGUCCCAGAUAUUGAACUGACAUUACAAACAGUUAUUCACCUAAUUCAAUUAUAAAGUUUAUUGCUAUGCUGCAGCUUAAUUCACUCCGAGGCCUUCUAUUUGCACGUAUACUGAAGUUGGACUGUAAACGAGCUCAUGUGAGAAAUAAAAUGCAACAUGAAUACAAUAAUGGUGUUUAAAACAUACAGUUUUUAUUACAUCUGUCUACUCAAGACACCUUUAUUCAUUUUUUACAAAUCAACCAAGGAAUUCCAGGUUGCAAUGCUGGUAUGAUAAUCACAUGUUCAAUAUAGUGAUGAAUUCCUGCUAACUGUCAGCACUAAGGUUAUUUGAAAUGCAGUGUUUUGGUCUCAUACCUUCAUUGGGCAUGGGUGGUCUAUGACCAUGAAGGAAGGAGGACGCACAACUCCAAUAUAAUAAUAUUAUAUUAUAUAAAUAUUUCCAAUCGUGAUGGGUGCAAGUUGUUUGGCCGUGUGUCGCCCUAUUAAAACAUAGAUUUUGACUCUAGUCUUUUGUGAUUGCUGUUGUCUAAUAGUUUCUUUGGUCUAUGACCAUGACAUUGCAUUUUCAAUAAACUUUGUGCUGAUUUUAAAUUCCUGUGCACCUCUCUACCAAUGCCUAUUUGUGUAUUAGACAACACAGAGCAAACAUGGCAGACUCCAGGAGAGAGGACCUGUUCCAUAUAUAUUAGCGGCUCAUUCUAAGGUAAUAAAAACACAAUGCUUAUUUUCAGGGGAGUAUUAUAAACUAACGAAAACAUAGUUAUGAAUAUUAUAUGUCAUUUCUGUAAAUGGAUGCCCCUAAAUCCUACACACUGGAUCUUUAAAGACACUUUCUUUAAAGACAGAACACUGCUAACCACAGUGACGAAUACAUUACCUGUGGCUGCUUCACAAUAUAAGCCACCUGUAUUCCACUUCAAUGUUUAACAGUAGGAAGUUUGGUUUGCAUUAUUGUUAACCUGAUGCAGCUCUGACAUGAUGGAAAUAGAGAGGACAAUAAACAGUGAGGCCCAUAUCAAUGACAUAAAAUUACGUUGGAUAACAUCUAUGCAUUGUUUGCCUGUGAAUCCCUGGUGCAUGUGAAAGUAAUACGAGUCUAAGAUGGGAAUGACAGACUCUGCCACCAACAAUGAAAACUGCUUUUUACUGAAUGUAAAUACACUGAAAUGCUAUUGCAGAAAAAAGAUGACAAUGAAUAGUAUCCAAAACUGGGUUUUAUGUAUUUAUGAUCCUUCAGUAUUUUUCAAC